AUGCAAGGACACAGCAAAUGUGCGCAUCCUUCGCCCACCCUUGCUUUCACGUCGACGCCGCGCACUGUCCAUGCUGAGAAACGGAGGAAAUUGCUCCCACAGCCAACGACGCCCACGCCGCUGCCACCGAUGCCGACAAUGACAAGAAUGACACACGCAAGUAAGAGGAAGUCAUUAGGCGGCGACGAGGAGCCCCAGCUCAAAGUAGAGCAGCCAAUGAUGGUGUCGACUAGGAAGAAGAAAAUGCGCAAAGACGAGUUGGAUAUGUGUCUUGAGCAGAGUAAAGGGAAGAGCAUUGAUAAAGGAAAAGCAAAAGCGAGGGAGGAGCCGGUGUCUACCUCAGCACCACCAAUCCCUGAUCCCAGCUGCUAG
Laccaria bicolor S238N-H82 is the source of this 372-nucleotide messenger RNA. RefSeq lists its product as uncharacterized. The coding region runs from base 1 to 372 and encodes 123 amino acids. The record is from RefSeq and is a predicted model, not a curated record. Lineage: Eukaryota; Fungi; Basidiomycota; Agaricomycetes; Agaricales; Hydnangiaceae. The transcript is spliced from 2 exons.